Messenger RNA from Ceutorhynchus assimilis (cabbage seed weevil), 1462 nucleotides. The record is from the annotation of a GenBank genome assembly. Lineage: Eukaryota; Metazoa; Arthropoda; Insecta; Coleoptera; Curculionidae.
GUAGUCGCUUAGUCGAUAAUCUGGUGACAUGGAGUGCGUAAAAAUUGUUCUUUUGGCAAUUUUUGCUUUGGCCAAUUUUGUUGGUCAGGCUCAAUCGGCAGCGGACAGCAAAGUGGUGUGUUAUUAUGACAGUCAAUCUUUCAAUAGGCCAGGAAACGGCAAAUUCGAUUUGUCUUUCAUUGAUCCUGCCCUUCAAUUUUGUACGCAUUUGAUCUAUGGGCACGCUGGAAUUAAGGAAGACACCUCCAGCAUAGCUCCCCUAGAUGAGACUUUGGAUAUCAAUAAGCAAAAUUAUAGACAUGUAACGGAAUUAAAAAGGAGGUUCCCCGGACUAAGAGUACUUCUGUCAGUUGGUGGUGGCCGAGAUGUCAGCGGCGAAGGCAGCGAAAAAAAUAUGAAAUAUAGAACUUUGUUGGAGUCGGUAGACACUCGUCUCAAAUUUGCAACUUCUGCACAAAAUCUCAUCAAAACCUAUGGAUUCGAUGGACUUGAUCUCGCCUGGGAAUUCCCUGAGACCAAACCAAAGAAAAUCCGCAAUAAAGUCUCAUCCUGGUUCGUCAACUUGAAACACAAAAUUGUUGGUGAAUCUGUGGUUGAUGAAAAGGCCGAAGAACACAAAGAACAAUUUAUUGCAUUAGUGAGAGAAAUUAAAAACGCAUUUAGACAUGACGGACUUUUAUUGACUGUUUCCCAGUUGCCAAAUGUAAACAGUUCUGUAUAUUUCGACCCUCGACAACUUGCCCCAAAUGUAGACUUUGUUACUAUCCAAGCAUUCGACUACAGAACACCAGAACGUAACCCAAAAGAACUUGACUAUCCUGCUCCCCUUUAUGAGCUUUUGGAUAGGAAAUACGAUGAAAAUGCUGAUUAUCAAAUUAGAUACUGGUUAGGACAGGGUAUGCCAGCCAACAAACUAGUCCUUGGCUUUCCAGCAUUCGGCCGCACCUGGAAAUUAGACGGAGACUCUGGCUUGACUGGAGUACCGCCGGUGUCUGCCGAUGGGGCUGCUGAAGCCGGGCCCUACACUAACGAACCUGGACUUAUGAGUUAUUCGGAAAUUUGCAGCAAGAUCGCAAAUCAAAAAGAAAUUCAGGCUGGCUAUCUCGGCAAGCUUAGGAAAGUUAAUGACCCGACCAAACGAUAUGGUUCAUAUGCUUUCCGUUUGCCAGACAGUGACGGAAACAAUGGAAUCUGGGUAGGAUUUGAAGAUCCUGAUACUGCAGGAAACAAAGCUAGUUAUGCCAAAGCUAAAGGUCUAGGAGGAAUAGGCAUUUUUGAUAUCACCUUGGAUGACUUCAGAGGAACUUGCGGAAACGACCAUUUCCCCAUUUUGAGAGCCGCUAAAUUUAGAUUGUAAAUUUCUUGUUUGUAAAUCUCAGCUGAUGGUAGAAUAAAUUUGAUAAAGAAACCAUUCCAGUUAUAGUUUUACAUUGUAGACUGUAAGUUUUUAAGCUCCCUAUUU